Messenger RNA from Papilio polytes (common Mormon), 851 nucleotides. Its product is annotated as U11/U12 small nuclear ribonucleoprotein 35 kDa protein-like. NCBI's taxonomy places the organism in Eukaryota, Metazoa, Arthropoda, Insecta, Lepidoptera, Papilionidae. The coding region runs from base 172 to 750 and encodes 192 amino acids. Gene Ontology annotation, molecular function: snRNA binding; mRNA binding. The record is from RefSeq and is a predicted model, not a curated record. Gene Ontology annotation, biological process: mRNA splicing, via spliceosome. The transcript has 4 exons. Gene Ontology annotation, cellular component: precatalytic spliceosome; U12-type spliceosomal complex.
CAAAAUGACAAACAAUUGUCGAUGUCACAAUGAUGUUUUUAACUUGAAUAGCAGUAGAAAAAUUAAAAUACAAUUAAUUAAAAUAAAACUAAUAAAUAAAAUGGUAAUGACUCCGUUUUAAGGUCAACAUUAAUUGCGUACUUUACUAAAAUAAAUUAUAAAGAAAAUUGCAUGAUGCCUCACGAUGAUAACGAAUAUAAUAGGUUAGCUACGGAGUACGAUCCUAUAAAAAUAGGUUCUAUUGAUGGCACUGACUCUGAAGCACACGACCGCGGCGUGCUGCGCGCCCUGCGCUCGGAGUAUGUCCCCAACAAGCAAGUGAGAGGUGAUCCCCGACAUACAUUGUUCAUUGGUCGGUUGAACCAUCGGACAACACAGGAAACAAUCCACUCUGAAUUUUCAAAAUUCGGCAAAAUCUUGAACUGUCGCUUGGUAAAAGAUAUUGUGACAGGGAAAUCGAAACAAUAUGCUUUUGUAGAAUAUGAAAAUAUGAGCUCUACUGAUACAGCAUGGAAGGAGAUGCAUGCAGAGAUGCUGGAUGGGUCAGAGCUGAUAGUGGAGCGUGAGGCAGAGAGGCGGCUGGUGGGCUGGCGGCCGCGAAGGCUGGGUGGAGGGUUUGGCGGUCGCAAGGAGUCGGGCCAGCUGAGAUUUGGGUGUCGAGCCAGGCCAUUUAGAAAACCAUUUGUGAUAGGACAAAAUGUUGAUCUUGUUCCAAAUAAUCAAAGAAGGGAUCACAAUAACUUUCAUUAAAAAAAGCAACACAAAACAGGAUGUAGACAAUCUGUGUGGUCAUGCACUGUAAAUGUCUGUGUUUGUCACAAAAAUGUGAACUGUAAAUAUGAUUGUAAAAU